AUGGGUGACCACGCCACCAUCUCCAACGAUGCCUUCGCCAAGGACAAGGGCAAGGCCGUCGACCCCACCAACGAGAUGAGCAUGGACGAAGCUAGCUCCUCCGAGAGUGAGGCCGAACUAGUGCCCGAAGACAAUGAAGAUGAGGACCCGAACAACGCCGACCCCAUCGACAAGAGCAACAUUAUCCAAGGUGGUCGCCGCACACGCGGCAAGGUCAUUGACUACUCCAAAAUUACCAUCGACGACAUGGAAGACGAUGAGGAGGAUGACGAGGAGUACGAGCACCAGGAGAAGAACGAGGACGACGAUGACCAGAUGCGCGACUAA
Messenger RNA from Penicillium soppii, 327 nucleotides. RefSeq names its product histone H2A.Z-specific chaperone CHZ1. The record is from RefSeq and is a predicted model, not a curated record. Lineage: Eukaryota; Fungi; Ascomycota; Eurotiomycetes; Eurotiales; Aspergillaceae. The coding region runs from base 1 to 327 and encodes 108 amino acids. The transcript is spliced from 3 exons.